Ceratosolen solmsi marchali is the source of this 1552-nucleotide messenger RNA. Its product is annotated as cytochrome P450 6A1-like. Gene Ontology annotation, molecular function: heme binding; iron ion binding; oxidoreductase activity, acting on paired donors, with incorporation or reduction of molecular oxygen. The record is from RefSeq and is a predicted model, not a curated record. Lineage: Eukaryota; Metazoa; Arthropoda; Insecta; Hymenoptera; Agaonidae.
CUUUUGUAAUUUUAAUUAAUUACUCUUAUUUCUAAAUAAGAGCAAUCAAAUUGGCUUUUGUAAACGAAUUCAGUAAAAAAUGAUUGAAUAUCUCAGAAGCGCGUUUAAUUCGAAAUUGUUUUUGGUCACCACUGUUUUGUUGUUAAUUUAUAUAUAUUUAAAAAAAUUUGUGUAUUCUUAUUGGAGUAAGCAUCAAGUACCCCAUGAAGACCCCACAGUGAUAAUUGGAACAGUUGACAGGCAAUUGCUAAUGCAAAAAAUUACACUAGGUACUCUUUGCAAAAAUAGUUAUGAAAAAUUCAAAAAUCAUCCAUUUCAUGGAAUGUACAUGUUUUUAACGCCAACAUUAAUGGUGAAUGACCCGGAGCUCAUUAAACUCAUUCUGAUCGUGGUAUAUAGUAAUGAUAAAAAUUCUCCAUUAAGUGGUAAUUUAUUUAAUAUGCGUGGUGAAAAAUGGAAAAGAAUAAGAACAAAAUGUAGCGUAUUUUUUACAUCGAGCAAACUUAAAAAUAUAUUUCCCAUUUUAUCGGAAAUUGCCGAUGAAGCAAUAAAAGUUUCUAAUGAAACUCUAGAGAAUACAGACGUAAUGGAAAUAAAGGAUUUGAUGGAAAGAUACUUUGUCGAUACAAUUUUCAGUAUUGCUUUUGGAGCCAAAGCGGGCACCAUUAGAGAUCCGCAGAAUAUAUUUCGUUACUACGGAAAUUUAUCACAAAUGAUGCGACCUGUGCAUCUGGCGUUAUCAUUUUACGCUCCACAUCUAAUAGACUUCUUUCGAAUUCCUUUCAUUCAUCCUAAAGCUUCAAAAUUCUUGAUAAGACUAUUUGAAGAUAUGAUUGAAAAACGAAGACGAGAAGAGAAAAAAAGAAAUGAUUUUCUGGACGUUUUAAUCGAUUUGAUAGAUAAUGAACAAACCAUAGGAAAUGACAAUGAAGUUACAGUGCUGGAAGCAACGGCACAAGCAUUUGUAUUUUUUAUUGCUGGAUUUGAAACUUCAACUUCGACUGUAAGUUUUGCUCUACACGAACUUGCUGCAAAUCCCGAAAUUCAAGAUAAUUUGCACAAAGAAAUCGAUGAAUUUUUACAAUCAUCCGAAUCUCUUAAUUUUGAAAAUCUGAUGAAUUUGAAGUAUCUCGAUAUGGUGUUUAAUGAAACGCUUCGCAAACAUCCAGUAAUACCUGUUUUAAAUCGAAUUUGCGUAAAGGACUAUCAAAUACCAAAUUGCAAUUACUGCAUACCAAAAGGAAUGAGAAUAAUAAUUCCAGUUUCCGGGAUUCAUCGCGAUUCAAAAUAUUAUCCUGAUCCAGAGAAAUUUGAUCCAACAAGAUUUAAUAAAGAAAAUAGCGCGCCCAGACAUCCUGGAACUUAUUUACCUUUUGGUAUUGGUCCAAGAUAUUGUAUUGGUAAACGUCUCGGAGUUUUUCAAAGUAAACUGAUUUUAUUUGUUUUAUUGACAAACUACAAAUUUUUCACGUGUGAAAAAACUCAACCGUUAAGUUAUAAAAUAAAUCAUUUUUUACAAACACCCAAAUCUGAGGUAUAUUUAAGAAUCGAA